Molecule: messenger RNA, 1917 nt
Organism: Nannochloropsis gaditana CCMP526
Product: rwp-rk domain-containing protein
Exons: 3
Coding region: 1-1917 (638 amino acids)
Molecular function (GO): DNA-binding transcription factor activity
Source: RefSeq, a predicted model, not a curated record
AUGGGUUGCGACACGGGCGGUGUCAAAGCGGCCGCUUCCAGUCCUGCAGGGGCAGUGACCGGCACGAAUACGACCUCUGUUGACAUGCUGGCAUCCGAAUGGCUUUUAUCCUUGGCUGCCGGUCCUGUGCACCAACACCCGCCCCAAAAAUCACCCCGCACGUCCACGCUUGGCAGUCCUUCAGGUGUCCGUGCUGCUGCUUCCUCCGCCAUUGGUUCAAUGAGUGAUAAGGCAUCGUCCGGAGCACCUGGCCCAGUAUCCUCGCCCACAGCACAGACAAAGUGUUCGCGCUUCCCCCUUUCGCCCUCAGGCGUGCACGGCCCCCUCUCUUCCGCAUCUCCCUCGACCGUGCCGUCCUUGUGCUCCACGUCACCCAUUUCUUCCUCCCCAAGCUUCCCGCAAGCUUCGACGACGAUGGACGUCGGGGUAGAGAACGAGCCGUUAAAGUCCCUCCGUGCCUCGGGAGCCGCGAAUACGGCGAGCCAACCCUCCUCCGAUGGCCAGACAACCCGGGUCCGACGGACGCGAAAGUCGCGCACGUCACCCGAUCGCAUCGCUCUCCCUUCUCCGGGUACCUUGCCGGCAUCUCCUCGGUCCCAUCCAGGCCCCGGCCUUCCCUUGGCUCGACCCUCCCUCCCUUCCGACCCGAUCGACCAGACGGACGCCUAUGGCGCGACGACGACAAGGAAGGAGGCAACGGGAAGGGUGGCACCCGCAGUAGAAAGGAGCCAUGGCGGAUUCUCUCCUGUGCCUGUUCAAGAGAAAGAGCUGCAGUUGCUCCAGAGCUUGCAAGGCCGGCGCCCCGGUUGCGGCGGGGGGGAGGGAGGUCGCGUCACCCCUCUACAAUCUGUGGGACUGGUACGGCCCAUCCAGCCGUUGAAAAGCCAACCUUUCCCUACCAGCCCUCCUGGCACCAAGUCACCGCGGCCAUCCGCCUCCACCCUUGCGUCUGGAGGGUCCAGUCGGUCAUUGAAAAGCGUCAGCUUGGUGGAGCUCCGCCGGUACUUCGACCGACCCAUCGAAGACGCGGCCCGCGCUCUCGGCAUUUGCUCCACGCUCUUGAAAAAAAUCUGCCGGCGGUACCAUAUCAAACGCUGGCCUUACCGGCAGGUGAAAAGCCUGGACAGGACGUUGGAGUGCCUGAAGGUGGCAAUGACCACGGCGCGGGCCUCGGCAGGACAACCGGGCCACGACCCCAAGGAGGAAGCGAGGCUUUGUCAGCAAAUCCGGGUAUUGGAGGCGCGCAAGGUCGAGUUGAUCGAGAGUUCCACGACCCUAGGCUCUGUCCCACUCGCCGUGGAGGGCGAAGACUCGACAGAGGGCAAGGGGCGAAGGACGGAGGGGGGGGCGGAGGAUGGCCGGAGCUUCCAGCUCCCGAGUCCGGCUUUCCUCGCCUGGAGCGAGGGCCCCUCCCCUCCGCACGCGCCUCUCUCUGCCCCCAGCCCCAUUGCCCCAUGGACGCCGGUCGGUGCCACGACCACGGGCGGGCACAAGCGAAAAUGCUCGGACGGCGUGGGGGACGGCGAAGGAAGCCGCCACAGGGACGCUACCCCCGACGAGAGCACCGACGAUACGAAUGACGUCAACAACAAGAGCAGCGGCGACUUCGGCCACGGCCUGGCCAGGGCCCCUUCUACCACCAGCAUGUUACACUUGAUGAGCAUCAACUCCCCUACGUUCGAGAAACCUGCGUCUCCUGCCCUCUCCGUCCCUUCCUCCGUCCCGCCCUCCUUCCCUUCCUCCGUCCCGCCCUCCUUCCCUUCCUCCUUCACCACUGGCCCACCCGGCGGCUACACGGGAGCCUCUGGAGCCAUCUCAGCGCCACUUCAGGACUCGCUCCCUCCGUCGAUGCCAUUCCACGUCUUUCUCCCACAAGCAACGGCAGCCCAGCAGGGUUUCCCGCAUCCGCUGCAGUGA